AUGUCUUGUUCAACAUCAUCCUCUCUGCUUGCCGGCCCACGGUUCAUCGACACCGGCGUCAACCUCACAGAUCCCAUGUUUCGCGGCUCGUAUCAUGGCAAGCAAACGCAUCAAGAUGACCUCGAUCUCGUUCUAUCGCGAGCCUCUCGCGCUGGUGUAGUAGCUCAAAUCUUGUCUGGCGGCAAUUUAGAAGAAUCACACGAAGCACUUUCCCUAGCCUCAGAGCGCGAGGGCUUCUAUUCUACAGCAGGAUGUCAUCCCACACGAACAUCAGAGAUCGAGACCUAUGCAGAAGGAGCAGAAGCAUACCUGCGCAAGAUUCGAAACCUGAUCGAAGAGUCAAAAGCAGGAAAAGGCAAGAUCGUCGCAGUUGGAGAAUGCGGUCUUGACUACGACAGACUACACUUCUCAGCUGCAGAUGUUCAGAAGAAGCAUUUCGCAACACAACUCAAUCUGGCAGCACAAGUCAAAUUGCCGCUCUUCCUGCACUCUCGAGCGGCGCACCGUGACUUUGUCAACAUCAUAAAGCCCCAAAUCGAUACUAUUCACACAGCCUUAUCAUCUUGGGCACCAGAGCAGAAAAAAGAGGACCCUGCAGCAAAACGAGUGGGCGUAGUCCACAGCUUCACCGGAACAGUAGAAGAAGUAAAAGAACUGUUAGAGUUAGGCCUGUUGAUCGGCAUCAACGGAUGCUCGCUCAAGACACAAGAGAAUCUGCAAGUCUUAGAACAUAUUCCACUCUCCCGCUUGAUACUCGAGACAGAUGCGCCAUGGUGCGAGCCGCGCUCGACUCACGCCUCACACCGACACAUUCAGUUGUUCAAACAGUCCCACGCCUCCUUGUACCCACUCUACCAACCUCGAGCAGUUAAAAGGGAAAAGUGGAAGCCAGACUCGAUGGUCAAAGGCCGCAACGAGCCUUGCAUGAUCGGGCUCAUCGCAGCCACUGUCGCCAGCGUCAAAUCAGUCUCGAUCGAACAAGUAGCCGAUGCGGCAAUGUACAAUACUCGCUGGCUCUUUAAUCUGCCACAGCAAUAG
This is a messenger RNA of Ustilago hordei, 1038 nucleotides long. RefSeq lists its product as uncharacterized. Bases 1 to 1038 code for a protein of 345 amino acids. The transcript has 2 exons. Gene Ontology annotation, cellular component: cytosol. Gene Ontology annotation, molecular function: 3'-5'-DNA exonuclease activity. Lineage: Eukaryota; Fungi; Basidiomycota; Ustilaginomycetes; Ustilaginales; Ustilaginaceae. The record is from RefSeq and is a predicted model, not a curated record.